Nezara viridula (southern green stink bug) is the source of this 3031-nucleotide messenger RNA. NCBI's taxonomy places the organism in Eukaryota, Metazoa, Arthropoda, Insecta, Hemiptera, Pentatomidae. The record is from the annotation of a GenBank genome assembly.
GUUAGAGGUAGCUUCCCUAAGGUUAGAUAUUAAUUAUACGUAUUAACAGUAUAGUGUGGUGAUUUAACGAAAGGUACCCUAGCAUUAAAUAACUAAACAAAAGUAUGUCAGUCGGCAUCUCAUAUACUUUUAAUUUUAAAAGCCAACCACAACUAUCUCAAGAUGUUGAUGAUUGCGAAAUGAAUAAUGUAUAUGCUAAAAGGUUGUUCUAUCAACAAAAUAAGGGAAUGAUAUUACAGAAUUACAGUGCUAAUAAUUCGUUAUCAUUAAAUGAUAAAGCAAAUGAUGAAAAUGAAGGAGAAAAUAUUUAUAAUAUUAAUAAAGUACCAAUAACUAAAAGUAGUUGUUCAGAUUCAUCGCUUAAAGUUGUGGAUGGAAAUAGUAACAAUGGAUAUGAAAAUUAUAACUCCAACGAAGAAACUAGUCAGUUAGCAGAUCAUUCUUCUUUAUAUGCUUCUUCAGUGCAUAAUGAAUCUUCAAAUUUCUUUAAGCAGUUGAAUUCGCCUUCUUUAUCAGAUCGUUAUAUACCAUCAAGGAGAGGGAAUGCUUGGCAAACCAGAUUCUCAAUGCUGCCAGAUUCAAAAUCAGGCUGCAGCAAAACUCGUCGAUGUCGAGAUAGUUGUGUUAACUCUAUUGCACAUGAAGCAAAUAGGGAGGUUUACAUUGCUUAUUCAAGUUUGUUACGCAAUGAAUUGCUGGACUCUAACAUUGAGGGAGUAAGAAACCAGUGUGAAGAAAAAAGAAUAAAUCCUGUCACUGAUAUGAUUUCUCUCUUCCAGUAUUCAUCUCAAAAAGAAACUGAAAUGAAUAUCGAAUCCAUAGCACCUUAUUCUUUAUCACCUGUUAGUUCCAACAGCCAAAAGUUACUGCGCUCACCUCGAAAAGCUACUAGGAAGAUAUCUAGAAUUCCUUUCAAGGUUUUAGAUGCCCCAGAACUGCAAGAUGACUUCUACUUGAAUUUGGUCGACUGGUCUUCUCAAAAUGUUCUAAGUGUUGGUUUAGGAAGCUGUGUGUAUUUAUGGUCAGCAUGUACUAGUCAAGUAACAAGAUUAUGUGACCUUUCAACUGACGCUAAUUCUGUUACAUCUGUUUCUUGGAAUGAAAGAGGAAAUUUAGUUGCUGUUGGAACACAUCAUGGUUAUGUUCAAGUUUGGGAUGUUGCAGCGAACAAGCAAAUUUCAAAACUGCAUGGUCAUUCUGCACGUGUAGGUGCUUUGGCUUGGAGUGGUGAUGUUUUAUCAUCUGGAAGCCGUGACCGUAUGAUUCUUCAGAGGGAUGUUAGAUCUUCUUCAAAUAGUGAGCGAAGACUUCCUGGUCAUAGACAAGAGGUUUGUGGAUUGAAAUGGUCUCCUGAUAAUCAACAUCUUGCUUCUGGUGGCAAUGAUAACAGGUUGUAUGUUUGGAACAUGCAUUCUCUCACUCCUAUCCAGACAUAUACUGAACACUUAGCAGCAGUGAAAGCUAUUGCCUGGUCACCACACCAUCAUGGUCUUCUUGCUAGUGGUGGUGGUACAGCUGACAGAUGUAUUAGAUUUUGGAAUACCUUAACCGGUCAACCAAUGCAAUGUGUUGAUACAGGUUCACAAGUAUGCAAUCUUGCAUGGUCGAAGCAUUCCUCUGAAUUAGUAAGCACUCAUGGAUAUUCACAGAAUCAGAUAUUGGUUUGGAAGUACCCGACUCUCACACAAGUUGCUAAACUUACUGGCCACUCUUACAGAGUAUUAUAUUUGGCCAUGUCCCCAGAUGGUGAAGCUAUUGUUACUGGAGCUGGAGAUGAAACUUUGCGAUUUUGGAAUGUAUUUUCUAAGGCAAGAUCUCAAAGGGAAAGUAAAUCUGUGCUCAAUUUAUUUGGAAAUAUUCGUUGAGUCUUGUAAUGAUGCACUAUGAUGUGGUACUAUGAUUAUUUUAAGUUCCUUUCCAAUAUUUUUUGUUCAAGUUGGUUUUAUUUUUAAAUAGGUUUCAGAGGAACAGUAGAUUUCAUACAAUUUUUCUUGAGUAUUGAAACUAUUAGUGACAGUUGACAUUCUUAAAUUAAAUUGUAUGUAGAUACUAAAUUUGGAAUUAUUGUUUCAUCCAUCCAGUACACCUAGUAACAUUCAUUAAGUCAUGCAUUUUAAUUAUGUUCUUAAUGAGAACACUGUAAUGUCUUCACCAAACACUAUAAAUGUCAUACCAAAAUUAAAUUCAGUAUUGUGAUAUUAGUUUCAGCUAUUUUCCAGUACUUGCAAUAGCUUUAUGUUAAAUAAAUAAAUAAUACAUUUAUAUUUAUAUGUAUAUUUAUGUAUAAAUUUGUGCUGGAAAGCAGUGGAAUUAUAAUUGUACAAUGACUCUAGUUUAUUAAAUAUUAUUUAUUUUUUUAAAAUAAAAGAUAUAUUUGUUAUUAUUGUUUUUAAGUAGAAAACCUAUAUUAUAUAGAAUUUCAGUGGAAUCAAUAAGUUGUGAUUUAUUUACUGUAAUACAUUAAAUGUAAUAUAUAUAUAAGGAAGUACUUUGGUUUAUGUAACUGCGUAUGUAUAGAUUUAAGUGCUAAUAAAUCAGCACCUGCAUACUGCUGCAAUAUAUAAAUUUAUAAUUUUGUUAUUUGUUAUUUUUUAAAUUUUAUGAUUUCCAUCUUAUGAUUUUUUAUUAUAUUAAAAUAUUUACACUUUUUGUUCUAUAUUAUAAAUUUUAAUUAUUUAAAUUAAUUUUUAUUAAUACUUUAAUUUGAAGAAGUACUUAUAGUAAGAUAAAAUUAUGAUAAGCAGUUGAAAUAAUAUAUAAUUUUGUCAUACAAUUUUUUACAAUGUGUUUAUUUCAAAUUAAUUUUUGUUUUUUGGAACUUAUUGAUUUAAUAGCUCAUAUUUUCCUCAUGCAUAUAUAUAUAUAUAUAUGUAAAAUAUGUAAAUCUGUUAUUAUUUUAAAAAUUAAUCAAAGCUCUUAUCAGUUUAUUGUUUUUAAAUAAAAAAUUGUUAUUUAAAUAUAAAAUAGGAUUUACAGGAAUAAAACUUAUUGUUAAUGCUUAUACAAGUAAUAACUUUAAUUGAAAUAUUAA